AUGGCCAAAAAGACUAGCAAAGCUCAGCCAGUGAUGGUUGAACCAACCACUGCUAACAAAAAGGGCAAAAAAGGCAGGAGGGAAGAGACGGAAGAAAUGAAGCAAAUACGACUUCAAAAUCGAGCUAAAGUGACGUCUACAUCAAGUUGGACGGGAAAGCUACCUCAAACUUUACUCCACGAACACUGUCAGAAAAGAAAGUGGAACAGGGUUGAAUACGACAUGAAGAAGUUGGGCAACGACGGGAUGUUGGCAACCGCAGUUUUGUCGUAUACGGAUCCCAAGACCAGCGAAGUUUUGCUGAUAAAAAUGCACGAUCCCACGUUUGAUAGAUCUACAGGAAAGGGAUUGUUAAAGCCCCAGGAGACGCCCAUGGAGGCUCGCCAUAUGGCAGCCACAGUGGCACUGUACCGACUGGCGUCAAUGUCUAAUAUGCAAAUGAUGCUGCCGCCUAAUCACAAGUCUCUCUGGUACGAACUGGAUGAUUACCGGAAGGCACUUCUCAAACAGGACCCUAAUCAAGCUCAAAGACUCUUUGAUGCCGAGCCUUUCAAAACCUUGAUCAUGGAGAGAAAGGCGAAAGAUAUCAAAAACAAAGAGCGCGACGCAAAGCAGCAACAGGCGCAGAAAGUUAGGCAAGCACCAACCUUUAUCACUUCUGUGUCAUCCAAGGACAGUCAAACGACAGCAAACGGGAAAGGCGUGAUAAAUAAAAAGUGGGUGAAAGAAUCUUCUGAUAAAAGAGUCAUUCGAUUCCCCCAAAAAGUUUGGGACACGGCUACUUUUAUUGACUUCAAAGAGUCUUCACGAACUGAAUUGGAGCAAUCACUCAAAGACCACAUCCACUGGGAUGCCAAAAAGUGGACUGGCGAAAACACAAAGGAAAGAACUGAACUGCAAGAAAAACUGACAUCCCUAGGGUUUAGGAAGCCACAUGUGGCAGAGGCUCUUAACUACAAGGACCCUCUGUCAUUCCUCCUGCUCAAUUUGCCAGAAGAUGAUCUUCCACCCUUUUUCCAUAAGAGACAACAAGAUACAAAAAUGAGAGUUGAGAUUUCCUCGCUACCGUUGAAGCUUCAAAAUAUGAUUAGUCGUCUUAUGGAAGGUGGUGCUUCGUACGACGAGGUUUUUUAUGCUCUACAGUCCACAGACAAUAAUGAAAAUGACGCCGCGGGAAAGUUGACCGAGAAGCUGUUGACUACACCCUUAGAGUCGACCGUCGACAUCUCUCAAGAAGAAUCUGUUGAACUGUGGAUCCAGGAGCUUGAGAGCUUGCAAAGCAUUUACGGAGACGAGCAUAUUGAAAUCUUGAACAAUGAUAGAAGCUGUUAUACAAUGAAUUUGAUUGACAAAUUCAACCUUAAACUAAAAGUUUACAAGACUAAGAAAUAUCCCUCGGUACUCCCAGGUUUGAUUGUGUCUACUUUCAGUAAAGACUAUAAACUACCGAACUACAUCAAACAAACAAUCUUGAUCAAAGUCUUGAGCUAUGUGACAGAGUCGGGUCUACUGGGUGACAUGUUUAUCUAUCAUAUUUAUGAGUGGCUCAGAGAGAACAUUGCAGCCAUCAUAGAGAGUCCAGGUUUAUUGUUGCCAGAAACUAAGAGAAUCACUGCAAACAAUGGAAACGGUCAAAAUCUAGAGGGUCCAAAAAUACGGAAAAGGGCCGCGAGAGCCGGGAGACUGACUGCUGAAGAAAUGGAAGUUCUCAAAGCUGAGUAUAAAAAAAGAAUUUCCAGUCGUGAGUACGCUGCAAAGAUUCAACAGCGCUCUCAGCUACCGGCUUGGAAAGUUCGAGAAAGUAUUGUUGAUUUGAUAGACAGAAACGAUGUGGUUUUAAUAACAGGUGAAACAGGUUCCGGUAAGUCAACGCAAAUUGUUCAGUUCGUUCUUGAUCAAUUGAUGUCAAAGAAAGGUGACUAUGGCAAAACUAAGAUCAUCUGUACCCAACCCAGAAGAAUCUCAGCCAUCGGGUUAGCCGAAAGAGUUUCGGAAGAGAGGUGUUCUCCCUGUGGUAAUGAAGUUGGCUAUCUCAUUCGUGGUGUGAACAAGACAAAACCCACGACACGUAUCAGGUUUAUGACCACCGGUGUUUUGGUCCGAAUUCUUCAAGGAGACAAAGAGUUUCUAUCAAAUUCCGUUGUAUUUAUUGAUGAGGUUCAUGAAAGGUCCGUGGACACUGAUUUGAUAGUAAUACUGUUGAAGAAUCUGCGGGGGAAAGUACCAGGACUCAAAAUUGUGCUGAUGAGUGCUACAGUAAACGUCGAUGUUUUCAAAAACUAUUUCAAGGAAUUGAAAAGCUGUCACAUCGAAGGUCGGACGUUCCCGAUAAAGGAUUAUUAUCUGGACGAUAUUCUUGAGACACUCGAUUAUAAGAUAAAGCGCAAAAACUUGUCUUACGAGGAUUUUGGUGGCGAUAGACCGGAUGAGCAUCUGAAGCCUACUGCAGACUCGAAGUUUUUCCAAUCGGGCCAGAUCGAUUAUACACUGAUUGCAGCUUUGGCGCUUCAUAUUGAUGCCAAAUUGAAAGAAGAAAAGAGUAAUGGAUCGAUUGUAAUCUUCUUACCUGGAGUUGGAGAGAUCAACACUUGCUGUAAUUAUUUGAAGAAAUCAGAAGGCGCUAGUCAUCUAGUAAUACUACCAUUGCAUUCCGCUCUGAAUCCAGCUGAUCAAAAAAAUGUGUUUAAGCGAUUCCCUGGGAAGCGGAAAAUUGUAGUUUCUACCAACAUCGCGGAAACUUCGAUUACAAUCGACGACUGUGUGGCAACCAUAGAUUCCGGAAGAGUUAAAUCAAUGUUCUACAAUGCGCAAGAAAAUACCACAAGACUUGUGGAAGGUUUCGUUUCGAAAGCGGAGGCCAAACAACGUAGAGGUCGUGCAGGUAGAGUCCGGGAUGGUUUUUCUUACAAAUUGUUCUCUAAAACCAAAUUUGGGGAAAUGUCCGACCAACCGAUUGCAGAGAUCAAACGUGUUAGUUUGGAGUCUCUAUACCUCUCCGUCAAAUCUAUGGGUAUCAAAGAUGUGAUCAAGUUUUUGGGGACAGGUCUUGAUCCUCCUUCGAUGGAGUCUUUGCAAAAAUCCGAACGGCUGCUAACAGCCGCAGGCCUAUUGAGUGAAGACGAUAAUGUUCUCACAGAAUUGGGACAAUUUAUAAGCUUGAUGCCCCUCAUGGAUUAUAAGCAUGGUAAAAUGCUCAUAUACUCCAUCAUAUUCGGAUGUGCGGACGUGGGGGUCAACAUUGCUGCGAUUUUGAGCUGCAGUGGAUCACCCUUUGCCAUUUCUCAAGAUAACAGAGACGCCGUAAAAGCAUUGUGCCAAAGUUACAGUAAUGCAGGUGACCUGUUAGCGUAUUUGGAGGUUGUCCGUCAGUAUUUGGCAAUUGAGGAUGCGGCCUCCAGGAGGAAAUUCAUGAGUCAAAACUACCUUUCUUACAAUAAGAUGAGAGAAAUAGUUUCCUCCAGAGCUCAAUUGCUGAGUAUACUGAGCGAUGUCGGAUUUUUGCCCUCCAAUUGUAAUCUCGGCAAAAUUGAGUACUUGAAUCGUAAUGCCAAUAAUUUGGAAAUCAUCAAGGCCAUCUUAACGGGAGCAUUUUAUCCACAAGUCGCACGAGUGCAACUUCCAGAUCAGAAGUUCGUAAGCACUGGCUCCGGCGCUAUAGAAAAGGAUCCCGAGGCCAAAAUGAUUCGGUAUUGGAUUCGAAAUGAAAAAUAUAUUGAUCACUUGUAUGGUCUCGAUAACGAUUCUGAGGUGGAGAAUACAACUUUACCCGCCACUAGGGCUUUCUUACAUCCAAGUUCCGUUUUUGUAUCUAACAAAAACGAUACCAAUGCUGAACUUGUGGCCUUGGAAUCGACAUCCGCCAAAUCUGUUGGGAAUGGCAACAACUAUCUCAAAUCUCCAUUUGUUAUCUAUGGCAGUUCUCACUUCAGCAACAAGCUGUAUCUACGCGAGAUAACCCCCACCUCUACUCUGGCGAUUUUAUUGUUUGGUGGCUCCAUCAAGUACGAGCUGCAAGCAACUGCUCAUUCUCCGGGGCUAGUGGUCGACAGUUGGUUACCGAUCCGUACGUGGUGCAAAAAUGGGGUUUUGAUCAAGGAACUUAGAGGUUUGCUUGACAACGUUAUACGACAGAAACUGGGCGAUCCAGGCUGUACUUCACACAAUGGUGAUGAUAUUUUGACGAUAGUUGAGAACGUUAUUGGGGCAGAGAGUUUGUAG
Messenger RNA from Lachancea meyersii CBS 8951, 4218 nucleotides. The record is from the annotation of a GenBank genome assembly. NCBI's taxonomy places the organism in Eukaryota, Fungi, Ascomycota, Saccharomycetes, Saccharomycetales, Saccharomycetaceae.